This is a messenger RNA of Hydra vulgaris (swiftwater hydra), 887 nucleotides long. The record is from RefSeq and is a predicted model, not a curated record. NCBI's taxonomy places the organism in Eukaryota, Metazoa, Cnidaria, Hydrozoa, Anthoathecata, Hydridae.
UUUUACCUCGUGGCGAAAAAAAAAAAAAAAAAAAAAAACUUUUUAUUUAUUAUAAAUAAAGACGUAUCUUUAAUAAAAAUUUUAACUUAAUAAUAUGGCUGUAACACUUCCAGAAAUAAAGAAACUUUUAAAAGAAAUGUUCAAAGAAUUUAAAAAGGAAACGGAAGAAAUGUUUCAAAAGCAAGAAAAAGCAGUUCUCGAUAUUAUUGGCGCUAACAUCAAAAUAAUAAACGAUAGAUUUGAAAAAGUAGAGAAAAAUGUUGAUGGAAAUGCAAAUUGUAUAAAAAAAUUAACAAAAGAAUUAGAAGAUAUAAAGGUAAGCCUUAAUUUUAAUGAAGGACUUAUUGACGAAAAAAUAGUUACUAACAACAAAUAUCUAGAUAAAAAAAUGGAACAUACAAAAAUAGAUAAUGUAUUAAAAGAAAAACAACGAAACUUAGAAGAUCGAUCGCGCCGAAACAAUCUUAGGAUUGAAGGAAUUUACGAGAAUGAUAAAGAAUCAUGGGGGGAUACAGAAAAAAAAGUCCAAACAUUCUUCACCGAAAAACUUGGACUAAAAGAUGUUGAAAUUGAAAGAGCUCACCGCACUGGACAAAAAAACGAUGGACGACCAAGGAUUAUAAUAUUAAAUUUUCAGAAAUAUAAAGACAAAAUAAGAAUAUUGAAGGAAUUGUAUCGACUCAAAGGCACAAAUACGUUCGUGAACGAAGAGUUUUCUCGAGAAACCGUCGCUAUUCGAAAAAAAUUGUUCGCUGAAGUGAAAGAAAGGCGAUUGAAUGGUGAAAGUGUUACGGUAAGGUAUGACAAAAUUGUUUAUAUUAAAACUUCUUUUAAAAACAAUUUUAACGAAUAAUUUUAUGGGCAUCCCUAAAAAGAAAUCUUAAAUA